AUGAAAAAAAUUACUGAUGUCUUAAACUAACGAAAAGAUCAUGACUUCAAUAAAAAAGACUAUUCAAAUGAAGUAAAAUUAAGAAUCCACAUUAAGUCUAAUUAAUAGCAUAAAGGAUAAUCGAUAGAUCAUAAAAUUUUUAUAAUUUUUAGAUAACUUUACAUCUAUGGAUAAAACUUUAAAAUAAUGAGGGUCUAAUUAAUUAAAUUAAUUAGUUAAGAUGAAGUUGGACCAGAGAAACAAGAAUUUUGA
Messenger RNA from Paramecium primaurelia, 252 nucleotides. The record is from the annotation of a GenBank genome assembly. Lineage: Eukaryota; Ciliophora; Oligohymenophorea; Peniculida; Parameciidae.